ACACCUCAAAAUAUGGCAGAAGUGAAGGUGAUUGGAUCUUGGUCUAGCCCAUAUACGAGGAAAGUAGAAAUGGCUCUCAAAAUGAAAGGUGUGGAAUAUGAUUAUAUCGAAGAGGAUCUUAAAAACAAAUCACCUCUUCUUCUACAACACAAUCCAAUUCACAAAAAAGUGCCAGUUUUGCUACACAAUGGCAAACCUAUUGUUGAAUCAAUGGUGAUUCUUGAAUACAUAGAUGAGGUGUGGGAGGGUCCAGCCAUUCUACCCAAAGAUCCUUACGAUAGAGCCAUGGCUCGUUUCUGGGUCAAGUUCAUCGAUGACAAGUGCAUACCGCCGAUGUGGAAAGCAUGUUGGAGUGUAGGAGAGGAGCAAGAGAAGUUGAAGGAGGAAGCAAAACAAGGCCUCAAAUUUCUAGAAAAUGAAAUCAAGGGGAAAAAGUUAUUUGGUGGUGACAAUAUUGGGAUAGUAGAUCAUGCUGCAAAUUUCAUUGCCUAUUGGUUUCCUAUAACUGCAGAUUUUGUGGGACUCCAACGACUCAUGACAGAGGAGGAAUUUCCCAAUCUAUACAGAUGGGCAGAUGAUUAUUGUAGUCACACUUUUGUCAAGGAAAAUUUACCUGACAAAGAUGGUUACAUUGCCAUAUUGAAGUCCAGAUAUAGAUCGAUCAUUAUAUGGCACUAUUUAUCACUAAUAAACUAUGUAACAUUUCUCGUACGUAGUCCACAUGCAUUUCCUAUAUACGAGUAUGAAUUCAAAUAA
Messenger RNA from Salvia splendens (bonfire salvia), 756 nucleotides. RefSeq names its product probable glutathione S-transferase. Gene Ontology annotation, cellular component: cytoplasm. NCBI's taxonomy places the organism in Eukaryota, Viridiplantae, Streptophyta, Magnoliopsida, Lamiales, Lamiaceae. Gene Ontology annotation, molecular function: glutathione transferase activity. The record is from RefSeq and is a predicted model, not a curated record. Gene Ontology annotation, biological process: glutathione metabolic process. Bases 13 to 756 code for a protein of 247 amino acids. The transcript has 2 exons.